AUGCACCCGGCGCUCGCGCACGAUGCCGCUACUGCGUUCGCCAAAAUCUACGAAGCCGGCAUAAAGACUGCCCGGGAACGGCUCGCGGCUGACGAGCCCUUGCGAGAGGACGAAGCUGAGGAUGUCGAGCGCCUUGUUGGCCCAGAGCAACCCAGCUUCGACGCCUACUGGACAAAGGAUGAUGAGGAGAACUUUAUGAAGGAAUGGAACGAGUCCGAAGAGAAGCGCCGAAUCGAUACGGUCGAGAUCCGAAAUGCACCGCUCCAUAGAUUGUGGAAGUCUUGCGUGCGGCUCAUGCACUGCUCGCCGUUUGCCAUCAUCUCGCCUCGAGACAGCAUGCAGUACAGCCCGGAGAGGGAAAGCACAACAGUCGAGAACGAGACACAGCUCGGCUACCACGACAUUAGUCAUAACGAAGAUGAUCCGGCUGAGGACGGCUACAGCGUGACUGUUUGGUCGAAGCAGUUCUGCGAUUGCCUCGACAUGUUGGUAUCGCAUCCGAUAUGGGGGAACUCGCCUGCCUUCCUGAAGCUCGCAAUACAAUAUGCAGUGGCCUGUCGCGCUGCUGAUCGCCGCAUCUGGGACAUGCCGGCGUUGCCGAAUUGUUCACAUAUGCAGCGCUUCCGGGAACUGGUGAGCUCUAGCAGGCUCGCCACCGUGCAAGAGCUUCACAAGAAGAUAUCGGAGGAUUGCGCCCUCGAAGCCGGCCACUCAUCGUUCCAGUUCCAAUUCCUAGGAUACCUAGGCUCGUUCAUCAAAGCCCACAGGAUCGUGCUUGGCGUUUUCCCGGGCAAAAUCGACUUCAAAGUUCGCACCAUCGAUCUCGAGAAUAAAUUGCCUACCGGGCGAUGA
Messenger RNA from Purpureocillium lilacinum, 852 nucleotides. The record is from RefSeq and is a predicted model, not a curated record. Lineage: Eukaryota; Fungi; Ascomycota; Sordariomycetes; Hypocreales; Ophiocordycipitaceae.